This is a messenger RNA of Plectropomus leopardus (leopard coralgrouper), 1565 nucleotides long. RefSeq names its product Ras association domain family member 4a (gene rassf4a). The record is from RefSeq and is a predicted model, not a curated record. Lineage: Eukaryota; Metazoa; Chordata; Actinopteri; Perciformes; Serranidae. Gene Ontology annotation, biological process: signal transduction.
GCCGGCGAGGCAUGAACACGAUAAGCGUGAUACAUCGCUGGUGGAUAUACGGAAGAGGACAGAGGACGCAGUCUGCUAUGCUGGACUCUCGUCAGAAUGGGUGAGCAUCAAAUCUACGUGAAGCUCAGUGAAGAGAAACUUAUACCAAAGUCUGACAUCUUGUCACUGCUUAGGACCUACAACUGUUACCAUGAAGGGAAAAACUUCCAGCUGAGGACUCGUGAGGAGGAUGGAGAGCUCAUCCUUGAGGGGCUGCUGAAUAUCUACUGGGGUCUGCGCCGACCAAUCAGACUUCAGAUGUACGACGAUAACGAAAGAUUCCGCCUGAACCGAAACGAUGCUGUGGCAAAGCAGCUCUCAGCGGAGUCUAACAAUAACUCACUGGGCAGAAACACCACACCUGCUUGUGAUGACACGGCGGGUCAGGAGGAGGAGGAUUCUCCUCAGCUGCUGAGAACCAGGAGUGAUGCUUCCUUCAUGCAGGUCCAGAGGAGGUCAAAGACACACACUGCCAGAGAUCUGCAACGUUUGCGCACACACAGGUUCUCAAUCAAUGGACACUUCUACAACCACAAGACAUCUGUAUUUACUCCAGCCUACGGCUCAGUCACUAACGUACGAGUGAACAGCUCAAUGACGACCGGACAAGUCCUCAACCUGCUACUACACAAGUUUAGGGUGGAGAAUAAACCUGAAGAGUUUGUCCUGUAUAUGGUGCAUGAGUCUGGUGAAAGGACCCGCCUGAGGGAUGGUGAAUACCCGCUGGUGGCUCGUGUGCUUUAUGGACCCUGUGAGAAAAUCUCUAAGAUCUUGAUCACGGAGGCCGACCUGGGAGAGGAAGUCACAUACGAUGUUGCCCAAUACAUAAAGUUUGAGAUUCCUGUUUUAGACAGCUUUGUAGAGAAACUUAAAGAGGAAGAGGAACGUGAAAUAAACAAGCUGACCAAAAAGUACAGUGCUCUGAAGUCUAUGAUUCAACAUCAGCUCGAAGGCCGAGCUCAUGCCAGUGACAGAGUAUGAGUGUUUCUGUAUGCACAGAUGUAACCUGUGUUAGUGUGUGAGAGUGUGUGAGAGGGGAAGGGGUGGGUUCAACACUAAUGAUUGUUGAUUUAUUAUGGAAACGUUUGCCAGUAUUGUAGUGAAUGUAGAGGUAAAGGUAAAAGGGUCAAAGUAAAAGCUGCAACAGAAUCAUAUCAUACACCAACGUGCUUCUACUUUUACAAUUACAUAUCCGGACAGUUUGUAUAAGCCGUUUGUUAUUAAUAUGAAGUGUAUCACUGCUUUGAUAUCUCUGCUGUUAAGAUAUUUGCAUUUUGUAUGAUAACUAUCACUGAAAAUUUGAACAUUUAUACAAGCUGUUUUUGGUCAUGUUUUCUCUGACUUGGACCUUUUUUAUGUAAUAAAUCUCUUUUAGUGUGGCCUUUAUAACUGUUGUUGGAUCUCUGCUGACACCAAACAUAAUACCCAGCUCCGACUUCCCACAAAGAACACAGCUAUCUUUAUUAUUUCCUGUACUUCCACAGUGACUGGAGCACAGAUUAGCAUUGUUCUUCUGAGUGACCCAC